Molecule: messenger RNA, 1764 nt
Organism: Anopheles coustani
Lineage: Eukaryota; Metazoa; Arthropoda; Insecta; Diptera; Culicidae
Product: 2-aminoethanethiol dioxygenase
Exons: 2
Coding region: 426-1235 (269 amino acids)
Cellular component (GO): mitochondrion
Molecular function (GO): oxidoreductase activity, acting on single donors with incorporation of molecular oxygen, incorporation of two atoms of oxygen
Source: RefSeq, a predicted model, not a curated record
UCUGGCACAGCUGUCUUUCACGAAGAAGUGGGGUAGCAAAACAUUCAGUCAAAAGUUGUUGUGCGGAUCGAAAACCCGGGGCUCCGGUAACUCCUUCUCCUUCCGGGGCUGCUAGGUGGUAAGGCGGCCGGACUCCUCUUUUCCACUCGGACAAGCUGGACGAAGUCACUACCAAUCCCAAUCGGAUUGGUGCUCCGAUUGAUCCGGCCAACCUGGAAUAUGUUUGCACAGUGUGCAGCUGCAGUCGGUGUUGUUGCUGGAGGUCUAAGUGACCCUGGAGUUUGGUAGUUGUGAAAACUUCCAGUCAUCGAACUUCUCCGUCGAAAGCAGGAUUGGUUCAGGAUACACCGCAAAGGAAAAGGAACGCAAUUUGUACACUAAACUGUGGUUAAGUAGUUUGAUAUAAGUGAAACAAAAGCCACAGAAUGAGUGCACUCUUUGCCCGAGUUUUCCGGCAGGCUCGGCAAACCUUCGAGUAUACGAGCGUGAGCGAUCCGAAGUUUGGCACCAAUCUGAACGCAUUGCGUCGCCUGGUCGAUCAGCUCACGCUAGCCGACAUCGGUCUCGAUGGUUCCUUGGUGGCCACGGACACGUUCCAAAGACCAACCAAGGCCCCCUGCACGUAUGUGGGAGUGUUCGAAAACGAUUGCUUCGCAAUGUCCGUGUUUGUGCUGCGCGAAAACUACACCAUGCCGCUGCAUGAUCACCCGCGCAUGCACGGCCUACUGCGGGUCGUGUCCGGGGCGGUCCAAAUCUGCAGCUACAGCGAGCUUGCCCGGCGGGACGCGGACGAGCUGUUGGUGGGGGUCGGCAAAGGGCAGCGCCAUGUGCUGGUGGCUGCCGAGCCGGAGAAAAUCAUCAGCUCGAGUCCGGGAGACUGUGCGCUACUGACGCCGACCGAGCGUAACUUCCACGAAAUCACAGCCAUCGGUGGGCCGGCGGCAUUUUUCGAUAUUCUCAGCCCACCGUACAACACCGCCAGCCAGCCGCAGUACUAUUUCUACCGCAAAGUGCCAGUACCGCGGCAUCUGGCCGAGCUGGAACCGAUCGGAAGCCCGGACAAACCGUCGCCACUGCACGACGACGAGCGGCCCCGUUAUGUGCUCGAGACGAUUCCUAACCCGGACCACUACUACUGUGAUACCGUACACUACACCCCGCCGGGUUUCAUGGACUACGAGGAAGGAACCGCCCCACCGCCGCCGUACGAGUCUGCGACGGAUCGGCCGGUGUAAGCCUUUCUUCCCUAGGCACCCAGGGGCGAAGUCGGCGGAAGCAGCAGUUCCAUAUCCGUUUCCGUACUAUUUGAUAACUGUAGCUUGUAGCUGCUUGCAUGCUCACCCUUAGUUUAUAGUAGUUUAGUAACGUUGAUUUCGUUUUUUGUUAUUUGCUCGUUUAUCGCGCCUAGAAAACGGGGCGAUACUGCGUAUCACGUUCCGACGGUAGGCAAAAUGAUGGAAUGUGGCUGCAGGAUAUUCUAACCGCGGGACUACAUUACAGCGUACCAUAUCAAAAACUGGUACGGUCAGUUGUCAUGAACCGAUUUUGUACGCUGCAGCCCAGAAGUGCAGGGUUGCCUUUGGAAUGGUACGCUGCCACUUGACCGUACCAGUUUUUUGGUAUGGUACGUUGUAAUGUAAUCCCGCGGUCAAAAUACCGUAGAGUUUGUUAGAAAACAGUAGAAUGCUAGCUUCAAACAAUAACGUUAAAUAAAACAAAAUUUAAACUUCAAUACACAAUAUAAAUAAAAGAAAGGUAAAAUGA